Molecule: messenger RNA, 648 nt
Organism: Cadophora gregata
Lineage: Eukaryota; Fungi; Ascomycota; Leotiomycetes; Helotiales; Ploettnerulaceae
Exons: 5
Coding region: 100-648 (182 amino acids)
Molecular function (GO): carbonate dehydratase activity; zinc ion binding
Source: RefSeq, a predicted model, not a curated record
GCGUGUCUUGGUUCAAACUAUUUGUCCAUUCUAUGAAACCAAGAAAUAAUCCUCAUCUUUGUCCUCUAAUCCGGACAGGUUUUCUCAGUACCCUUCACCAUGUCAGCAUCCGUCGCAGCGUCCAAGACCAAGGUUGCGAAUCUCCUAGCAAAGAAUUUGAAAUACUCAGAAACUUACAAAGCACCAAAUCUUCUCAGUGUUGGUAUCCAGAAAAACAAGGAGCUGGGUAGGAAGUCAACGGAUGUGAUCUCCUGCAGUGACCCUCGAAUCCAUCCCACUCAAUUCCUUGACCUCGAUUUCUCCGAAGCAUCGAUCAUCCGCAACGCAGGCGGUCGAACGGCAGAUGUCCUGCGAUCUCUUCUUGACUUAGAUGCUAUCGGUAGUGUAGGAACAGUGCUUGUGAUUCACCACACAGAUUGUGGGAUGAGCCAGACAUACGAAGCUGGAUUUCAUGAGAGGAUUAUGGCGAAGCAUCCUGCACUUGCUGCUAAGGAGCCGGGUUAUUUGUAUGGUGCUGUUGAUGAUCCGGAGAAGACGGUGGUGCAUGAUGUGGAGUUUUUGAGGAGUUUCCCGUCUAUCAAUGAGAAUAUGCAUGUGGUGGGAAUGGUGCUGGAUACAUUCACGGGGAGGUUGAAGGAAAUUAUUUGA